AUGAUGACCAAGCUCUGGAUGAUUGCUGGCUGCAUGGCGGCGUCCGUCUCAACCGCUACAUGUGCGAACCUCCUUCAAGAACAGAACAUUCCACUCAACCUCGCCCUCGACAUUGCGCAGAAUGCGGUCCAGAACUGUGCCAAGGAGCAAUAUAGCGUAUCUGCAGCGGUGGUUGACCGGGAAGGUGUCCUGCGCGCCCUCCUUCGCGCUGACAAUGCCGCCAUCCACACCCCCGAAGCGGCGCGCCGGAAGGCCUAUACAGCCGCAUCCUCGCGGACAGCGACCAGUACCAUGGUCAAGAACAUCCAAAACCCCGGUGCUGCUCAACUCGCGGCGGUUGAUGACUUUCUCAUUCUCGCCGGUGGUGUGCCCAUUACAGUCAACAAUGAGACGGUCGGUGCUGUCGGUGUGGGUGGUGCUCCCAGCGGAGACUUCGAUGAGGCUUGUGCAAAGGCUGCACUCGAGCAGGUGGCAGACCAGCUGGCAUAG
Messenger RNA from Aspergillus pseudonomiae, 489 nucleotides. Its product is annotated as GlcG/HbpS family heme-binding protein. NCBI's taxonomy places the organism in Eukaryota, Fungi, Ascomycota, Eurotiomycetes, Eurotiales, Aspergillaceae. Bases 1 to 489 code for a protein of 162 amino acids. The transcript has a single exon. The record is from RefSeq and is a predicted model, not a curated record.